This is a messenger RNA of Pichia membranifaciens NRRL Y-2026, 1630 nucleotides long. RefSeq lists its product as hypothetical. Gene Ontology annotation, molecular function: metalloendopeptidase activity. The record is from RefSeq and is a predicted model, not a curated record. Lineage: Eukaryota; Fungi; Ascomycota; Pichiomycetes; Pichiales; Pichiaceae. Gene Ontology annotation, cellular component: endoplasmic reticulum membrane. The transcript has a single exon. Bases 105 to 1481 code for a protein of 458 amino acids. Gene Ontology annotation, biological process: CAAX-box protein processing.
UUUCAGAGAAGCUGCCAAAGUUAACAUCCCUCUUUCUUCAGCUUUCUUCUCUUCCCUUCCUUCAUCUUUUACCAAGAACGAACUUCCCGACAAACCACUGAACAAUGAUCUCGUUCAUGGAAUCGGCAAGAAACUUUAUGGAUACUCCAGGGUUCAACUGGAAAUCCCUCAUCAUUGGAUUCACCGUCUCGAACUUUGUCUUUGACACGUAUGUGAAGAUCCGCCAGAUCCGUUGUGUCGAGAUGAACGGCAACAAGAUCCCAGCCGAGCUCGCAGCCUACAAAAUCGACUCUGACACAGUCAUAAAAUCUAGCAAGUACAGUCUCUCCAAGUUAAAAUUCUCCAUCUUUGCUGGUAUCUUCGAUCUUAUCGAAAAUGUCGCUUUCUUCAAGUUCGACGUCUUGCCCUCACUCUGGCUUAAGGCCGGCAGUGCAUUGGCUUCUAUUGCCUCAUACGUCCCCUCUUUGAGCUCGUGGUUGACCGGAAGCGUCAUUUCUCAGAGCUUAAUGUUCAUGGGCCUCUUCAUGGGCGUUUCCAUCGUUUUGGGCACUCCAAUCAAGUACUACCAGAAUUUUGUUCUCGAAGAAUCCUACGGCUUCAACAAGCUCACAAUUAAGUUGUGGAUCUCAGACACAAUCAAACAGUUCCUGUUGACAUGUGCACUGGGCGGACCAAUAUUGGCAGCGUUCUUGAAGAUCAUGUACAUCUACGGCGACUCUUUCAUGUAUUACCUUUCCGUAUUCCUAUUUGUCGUCCAGAUCUUCUUCAUCAUCAUCUAUCCAAAAUUCAUCCAGCCAUUGUUCAACACCUUAACACCUUUGGAAGAUGGCGAGUUGAAAAACGAAAUUGAAAUCUUAGCCAAGAAAAACAGCUUCCCAUUAGAUAAGCUCUACGUCAUCGACGGGUCCAAGCGCUCCGGCCAUUCCAAUGCCUACUUCAUGGGUUUGCCAUGGGGAUCCAAACAGAUUGUGUUGUUUGAUACCUUGAUUCAUCAUUCCACAAUCGCCGAAGUCGUCUCCGUUCUAGGUCACGAAAUCGGUCACUGGAAACUAAACCAUACCUCGAAGCUGAUGGUCAUUGGCGAAUUACACAUGUUUUCGAUUUUCACAAUCUUUUCCGUCUUCAUCAAGAAUAAAUCUUUCUACAACUCCUUUGGAUUCGGACUACCUAACGGAAUAACAGAGAUGCCAGUCAUGAUUGGAUUUCUACUAUUUGGCGAUGUCUUGAGACCUCUCGACGCAGCCAUGGAGUUCGUCAUGAAUUUGAUCUCCCGUGUUUACGAGUACCAAGCAGAUGAAUAUGCUGCAAAACAAGGUUACUCAGAAGAUUUGAAAACAGCAUUGGUCAACUUGCACAAGGAGAACUUGUCGAGUUUAGUUGUCGACGGCUUAUAUUCUGCCAAAGAAUACAACCACCCAACCUUAGGUGAAAGAAUUUCUGCUAUCGACCGCUACGUGGAAGAAUCUAAGAAGGAGAAAUAAGUUUUAGCUUGUGCAGAGAAAAACUGUCAGCAUGUGUUAGCUCUUGUAUACUUAUACCAGUAAUAAGGUACUUUACUGAAUUGAUUUUCAACGACAUUUCCCCGCAAUCAGUUUGCUUACAACUGUACUCAUUAAAAGUAGUAGAUGCA